Molecule: messenger RNA, 248 nt
Organism: Prorocentrum cordatum
Lineage: Eukaryota; Dinophyceae; Prorocentrales; Prorocentraceae
Source: the annotation of a GenBank genome assembly
AUGGCGCCCUUCCACGCUGGCUGGAAGGCCAUCGACGCGGUGUCCAUGGAGGUCGACGGCGCCAAGGCUGUGGCGCUGCUCAAGCUGCUCCACAGCUAUCCGAAGCUCGCCGCCGCGGUCGUCAUCCACGAGCGCAAUCGCAUGAAGGUGGUGAACAAGAAGAAGACCGACAGCGAGAGGAGGCUCCUCAGGGCCAAGGCCGUUGCCAAGGUAAAGGCGGAGGAGGCGAAGGCCCUUAUAGGACCAAG